UAUAGAUAGAUACAUAAACAACCAGUUCUGGUUUUAUUAGGGUUUUGAUUUAGUUGCCUAUAUAAGUCACAAGGCAAGCGGUAGCAGAAGGUAAGAUCGAAAGGCGUCCGCUUGAGAGAUCAGAAUUUGUUGACGGAAUGGCUUCCCACUUUAAAAGGUGCCGCUGGAAUAAUGCGCAGAGAUCGUCGUCGGCGGACCAAAUCUCUGUCGCCGUCGCUGCUUCUGAAAUCAUCGGCUGCAACGCCGACCUGGUUGUGGAGAUCCUUCGGCGUCUGCCGCCGAAAUCCGUCCUUCGAUUCAAGUCAGUUUCUAAAGCAUGGCUCUCUCUCAUCUCCAGUGGUCGCUUCUGUCUCCUCCACUGGCAACAGCAGCAUCCACAAUCUCAUGAUCCCAAAAUCGCCGGCCUUUUCUUAACCGGUAAAUACGGAUCUGAAUUCAUCAAAUACAUUCCUCUCAUUCACUCUGAAUUGAAGAAUGGAUGUAAUAGUUCUACUAUUACUAUUAAUGCCGAAGAUGUAAACCAGUCACUCAGUGCUCACUUUCCUGACAUUACUAGUACUGUCAUAGAAGACUCUCGUAAUGGUUUUGUACUCCUCUACUUAGUUCAAAAGCAUCAGAAUAGGAUGUCGUACCAUGUCUACAAUCCCACUACAAAGAAAUUACGCACUCUUCCCGGGCUCUUUUAUCUUUCUGACUCUUUAUAUAUGAUUUUUGAUCCUUUGAAAUCACCUCACUACAAAGUUGUUUUACUUAAAACUAUACUAAAUUGUGGUGCCUACUCGUGUUAUGUACAUAUUUAUUCCUCACAAACCCAUGCCUGGCGGGCGGCACAACCCAAUAUUGGUGAUCAUCAUCCUUUUAGGGCACCAUUAAGUGUGCAUUUCGGUGAUGGAGUCUAUUGCAAUGGUUCCAUCCAUUGGAUUUCCUUCUCCCAACUAUCACAACAACCUUCCCUAUACUUUGAUGUUGAUCAAGAAAGAUUCUGCCCAAUGCCAUCUGCACCAUUUCAGCCUGUUACUGUUCAACGCUGGUAUUUUGGAGAGUCCAGAGGUCAUUUGCAUCUUAUUGAAUAUUGUGAUGGUACUGGAUUUAAUGCCAACAUCUUUGAGAUGGAAAGCGACUACUCCAAGUGGUCAUUGAAGUACCGGGUUAGGCUUAACUCCAUGAUGAAUGAUCUAAUUGCAUCAAAACCGGAGAUGGUUGUCCACCCUGAGACACUCACUGUGCUUGGUUUAAUUCAUGGAGAAGAUGACGGGGAUGUGUUUUUGGUGAUAUUUGUAGACCCAACUAUGAUCAUCUCCUACAACAUUAAGGAUAACACCUUUAAGAAGCUAGAUGAUGUAGCGAGCCUUCCUGUUUCUUCUCCUCCUAGGCCUUCGUGGCGUGUCCAACGAAACAUUGAGAACAUCUUUCCUAUUUGAGAAUCACAUGGUUUGGGAUGGUUGGUCACUGUUUCAGUAUUUUAUGUCCAUCAAUUUCACUCUAUGGUUGUUUGUCACCGGUUAAUUUAGUACGCUACCUUGUUUUGUGGUACUCAAUGACCACUUGUGUUAUGACUAUUUCAAUUUAUUGUAGUUUCAUUUUCUAUCAUAUUAUAUAUGAAAUUGAUUGAUUUAUCGA
Messenger RNA from Cornus florida, 1620 nucleotides. Its product is annotated as F-box protein At5g07610-like. Bases 138 to 1421 code for a protein of 427 amino acids. The record is from RefSeq and is a predicted model, not a curated record. The transcript has a single exon. Gene Ontology annotation, molecular function: protein binding. Lineage: Eukaryota; Viridiplantae; Streptophyta; Magnoliopsida; Cornales; Cornaceae.